Molecule: messenger RNA, 2820 nt
Organism: Candidozyma duobushaemuli
Lineage: Eukaryota; Fungi; Ascomycota; Pichiomycetes; Serinales; Metschnikowiaceae
Exons: 1
Coding region: 1-2820 (939 amino acids)
Biological process (GO): intracellular protein transport; clathrin-dependent endocytosis
Cellular component (GO): AP-2 adaptor complex; membrane coat
Molecular function (GO): clathrin-cargo adaptor activity
Source: RefSeq, a predicted model, not a curated record
AUGGCUCCUAAUAUGAAGGGCUUGACCCAGUUCAUCGUGGACUUGAGGAAUUCCAAAGAUGCCGAAGAGGAGCACAAGAGAAUCAACUUGGAAAUCAGCAACGUACGCUCCAAGUUCUCCCAGAACCUCAAUUCCUACCAGAAGAAGAAAUACAUAUGCAAGCUCAUGUACAUAUACCUCAUGGGGUACACGGACGAGGUACAGUUCGGCCUAAAACAGGCGUUCUCCCUAAUUGCAUCAAACGACUACGGCGAGAAGCUGGUGGGAUAUAUCCUGGUUUCUGUCUUAUACAGUCGAUCUUCGGCCUCGCUUAAAAGCUACUUCGAAGACUUGCUCGAAUUGAUAUGGCCGAACCUCAUGAAAGACCUAAGGUCCAACUCGGAGGACGUAAACUGUUUGGCCUUGCUGUUCAUAGCCUCCAAUUUUAACGUGUCUCACCAGGAUCUUCAUAUUACAGAGCUGAUUGUGACUGAGGCAGAUGAUCCGGCUUCACAGUGGCAGGAGCUCAUGAGUCUAGUUUACCAACAGUGUGUCUCACCUACGACAAAGUCCUUCACUAGGAAGAAGGCCGUCAUUGCAUUUUACGUCUUGCUCAAGCUAUACCCACAGAUGAUCUUGGCGAACGACAACUGGAUACCGCGUUUGCUAGCUUUGGUUGACGACAAAGAGAUCAGUGUUGUGCUCUCUGUUGUUCCCUUGGUCAAGCUUCUUGUUGAUGUCAAACCUAUUUAUUCAAAGUCUCUUCUACCAUCCAUUGCAAAUAGACUUCACUCAAUUUUGGUGGAAGAGCGUUGUCCAGAAGACUACUAUUACUAUGACAUUCCAGCACCUUGGCUCGUGGUGAAAUUGUUCGAGCUAGUCGAACACUUCUUUGUUCUCGGAGAAGAUCAAAGAAACCCAGUUGUGAUUUUGGGUAAUAUCGAUGAUCGAACACUCUCCAAGCUUAGACAGGCGGUUGCUAAGCUGAUUCAAAAUGCAUCCAGACCGGUAAAGGGCCAACCAAGCCGAAACUCACAGUCGUCCAUACUAUUCCAGGCAGUGUCGUUGGCUGUCUACCUAGACGCUUCUCCAGAUGCCAUUGAAGGCGCAAUUUAUGCAUUGGUACAGCUUUUGACAUCUCCAGAAACUAACAAUAGAUAUCUUGUUCUUGAUGCGUUGGUUAAACUUUCUGCAAGAGCCGAUUCAACUGCUCAUUUCAAGGAUCAUCUCGAGAAGAUUUACAAGUCCUUGUACGACAAGGAUAUUUCAGUGAGAAAAAAGAGUAUUGACUUACUCUACACUGUUUGUGAUGAAUCCUCAUACACUCAAAUCAUUGCAAAGUUACUCGACUACUAUCCACUCACAGAGUCUUCCUUGAAAUCAGAUAUCUCAAUCAAAAUAGCUGUAUUGGCAGAAAGAUUUGCUACAGACUCCAUUUGGUACAUCACCACCAUGCUUCGACUUCUCUCGAUUGGUGGCAAGACUGCCAGAGCAGAUCAUCGUGAUGGCCUGGGUUCUUCAGGGGAGGUAUGGGAAAGAAUUGUACAAAUUAUUGUAAACAACCAGGAUCUUCAGAAGAAAGCUUGCAAGCUUAUUAUAAACCUUCUUAGAAAAGGCGAAGGUAUGAAUGCCGACAGUCUCGUUCGAGUCGGUGCAUUGAUCCUAGGCGAUUAUGGCCACUUAGCUGCCGAGGGCGAGGAUCGUGACAGCCACUUCAGCACAUUUUCUCAGUUCAAGAUGCUUUACGAGGCCUACUUCAGGGCACAAAUCCCAACUCGGCCACUCCUUUUGUCGUCUUUCGUGAAAUUCUUGGUAAACUUUCCAAAUGAGGAUUUCGUUCCUGAAAUUCUUGAUUUGUUUGAGGCAGAAACACUAUCGCUUGAUUUGGAAAUCCAAACGAGAGCCCAUGAAUACCUAAAAGUGGGAAGUCUAACUGCUAGCGGCAGUCAGAGUGAUAGACAGUUUGCUAGAAGCAUCGUGAAAGCUAUACCUCCCUUCGAUGUUAAGAAAAACAGUCUUUUGAACCAUCUCGGAAGCUUGCAAGCUCUCAAGAGUGCUAAGUCUAGAUCUACGGUGAACGUGCUGAAGAUUCCGAAGCCCAAGGGCGAACGCCAGGCUACAACAGCAGGCUUUACUAGCGGGAGCGAUUUGAGUGAUGCCGACGAGGACUACAAUGAGAGUAGUAGCGAUCCAUUUGGUGACUCUUCGGGAGCGUCGGUGAUGAAGCUAUCACCAAACUGGUACAGCGGCUACCACAGAAUGCUUCAUUACGAUGCUGGUAUAUUCUAUGAGGACCAGCUCGUCAAAAUCACGUAUCGUGUGGUGAAGGCCACAGCAAAUGUGAAUUACCAGUUCACGGUCAUCAAUAAUGCUGCUAAGAACGCCAACACUGACAUCACCGCCUUUACUGUUUUGGAUUUGCAUAAUCCAGGCAAACGAGAGGAUCCAAACUAUUAUAUCAGACUUGUGAAAGUUCCAGAUUCAACGAUUGCCACGAAAACUACAAUGGAACUCGUCGCCACGAUUCGAAAUAUUGUCGAGAACAAUGAAAGCCCAGUACUUUCCUUGAGUUAUAGGUGCGGAGGAUCGUUCAACACCUUACAUCUCAAGGUGCCCGUGGUCAUUUUGAAGACACUUUCGGCAACCAACUUGUCCGCUGAAGAGUUCAAGCGGAGAUGGUUUCAGAUCGGGGAAGCUUUAGGUAGCAACGCAGGCGAAGCAAGACAGGCAAUUAAGGCAAAUCACAAGUACAUCCUGUCCAACGUUCUGCGUACGCUCCAAAGAUUAGGGUUUGCCGUCGUUCAUUGCACGCCCGACUCAUCAUCGGGGAUAUCCUUGUAA